Molecule: messenger RNA, 990 nt
Organism: Botrytis sinoallii
Lineage: Eukaryota; Fungi; Ascomycota; Leotiomycetes; Helotiales; Sclerotiniaceae
Exons: 3
Coding region: 1-990 (329 amino acids)
Source: RefSeq, a predicted model, not a curated record
AUGUUUGCUCAAAAAUAUUCAACAUCCACCAAAAAGUUCAAAGAUCCAAGAAUGCAUUUUCAUCAAAGUCUACCUACAAACGGAAUGCUCGAAUCUAAUUCGUCAUCUGGCUGGGAAGAUAUCUUCCUAUGUUAUCCUAUCUUCGACAACAUUUGUACCCAUCUGGAUCCCAAUGAAAUACUAUUGCUCCGAGCGACCACUAAACAGCUUUCUUUAUUGAGAUUUUGGCAAGAAUCCGAUCUAGAUAUCUAUGUGAAUGGCUCGGAUGAUUUAGAAAGUCACGAUCGACUCGAUGAGUACUUAGUCAACAUUGAAGGCUACAAGUUACAGGCCGCAAAAGAGGAUGAAGGUAAUGACUUGCAUGCUUAUGCAGGCCACUUGUCAGAUAUCUUAGAGGUCAAAACAUACCUCAAGAUGGGCCUCACUGAGGAGAAGCCACUUCAAAUCCAAUUGAUCUUGACAACUGAUACUCCUUGGAAUGCAAUCAUAAAUGGCUUUAACCAUACGGUUGUUGUGAACGUUAUCUCGUGGAACUUCGCUUACUCGUUCUUUCCUCGUUCAAACUUUAUCGAUAGAACUACCUACGAACUCAAGGGGACCGGUAAUCUAUAUUCCAUACCUAAUGGUAACCUUGAAAAUACUAUUGCGAAAUAUGAACACAGAGGGUGGAGAUGGGAGACAGCAAUGGCUUACGGUGAAUGGAGAAGACUACGUUCGUUGAAAUCUUCAUCCAGCCUGAACGAGAUUGAAGAUUACUCAAAGAUAUGGACCAUUAUACUGGACACGGAUGGUAUCAAUGACGAAGAACCUUUGAUUGAAUGUCAACCGUCUGUUGACAAGGAAGCAGACAGGGGCUUAGACGAUGAAUUGCGAAAAGCGGAGACAGAGCAGGCUGAAGUAGAGCAGCAUAUCAUCGAUGAAUUAGAGGUAUUCAUUGCCGAGCUGGAAAGGGCUGCGAAGGGGGCACGCGGAUCUAGACCAAUACCUUGA